Molecule: messenger RNA, 2005 nt
Organism: Bubalus bubalis (water buffalo)
Lineage: Eukaryota; Metazoa; Chordata; Mammalia; Artiodactyla; Bovidae
Gene: CCER1
Product: coiled-coil glutamate rich protein 1
Exons: 1
Coding region: 548-1765 (405 amino acids)
Source: RefSeq, a predicted model, not a curated record
UCCACGCCCGGGGAGAACGACCUCAACCCCAAUUGGCUGUCUCCCAGGGCGACCAAAGAUGCGGUGGGCACGCGGGGCCCCUGGCCAGUAUUUAAAGGCUGCCGCGGCCCACGCCACCCCAGUCCGGCCCGGACGGCGACGGUGAAGCACCUGGGUUGAGAGGGAGCAGAAGGUAACGGCACGACCCCUGCCUUCCCCCGGCCCCAGCCCGCGCAUCCACUGAGGCGGGUGUGAGUGGGACGCAGGAGCGGGUCUCACCGCGCGUUGCCCACCAACACCUUCCUCACCCACCAUCCUUACCCAGCCCCAGUCCCACCCAACCCGCCUUGGCGAGACAACUCGGGUGCGAAGGAUCAGAGAUUACGCGGAGAGCGACUGAGCGAGCAGAGAGGCGGGGAUCCUUCUGGAGACAAAGGCGUGAUCCCAGCGGCGGGCACGUGGUGCUGGGCAGAGAGAGAAACGAGGCCCUUGAGACCGUCAGAUCUGUCCAAACGCGACGACAGCUCCUAGGGCGCUACCGUGUCGACCUCUCAGAGCACCCUGAAUCAUGACCCAGACCCUCGACACAAAAGAGGAUCCUCUUAAUCUGGGCGGCGGCUGGGCAUCCUCAGCCCCGUUACGCACCUGGUCCUCUGGCCCCCGAAGGCGCAGGGGCGCUCCCAUUUACAGGCGGCGGCCUCGCUACGGCCCCAAGGCCGAAUACGAGCCCCCGAGGAAACAGGCGAAGCAGCAAUACGGUCCAGGCCCUUGGUUCCAACCACCCUGGCGUCCCUACUGGGCCGUGUAUUCUAACUGGGGGCGCUGGAGAGGGCCCUGGUGCCCACCUCCGGCGGGAUUCAGGAAGCCCCCGGGUCGGGUGCAAGUGAUCCGGGUGUACGGCCUGCAUCCGCUCUGCCUUUGCUGCUGCUCCUGCUGCCAUGGGCCCUGGAACCCCGGCUGGGCAAGGCCCCCGGGCAGAAAGAAGCGCUGGGGUCGCCGGGGCCGCGGCCUGCGCCGUCACCCUCGCCGCUCCGCCCAGAGGAGCCCUCCGGUGGAUCUGAGCACGCUGCUGCGGCCGGUCAACCUGUACGGGUGGCGCGCCCCUGGCAUGCGGGCGCCGCGCAACACCACGCAGUUCAUCAUGAACCAGAUCUACGAGGACAUGCGGCAGCAGGAGAAGCUAGAGCGCCAGCAGGAGGCGCUGCGGGCGCAGCAGGCCCAGGCGGCGGGCACAGCCUCCCCGGAGGGCGCCUUCGGAAACGACGCCCCACCUAGCGGUGGCCAGGAAGACGAGGAGCUGCAAGAUACUCUGUACAGCUUUGUGCAGAAUCCCUCUCUCGUCUUCAGUCCUGACCCAGACGAGGAAAAACAGACGGCCACCUCACAGCUGGUGGAGGAGGAAGAGGAAGGUGAGAGAGAAGAGGAGGAGGAGGAGUGGUGUGACGAGGAGGAGUGUGAUGGCAAGGAGCUGGAGAGCCAGGAGGAGGACGAAGAGUCAGAGGCCAAAGAUGAGGAGGAGGGCGAAGAGGCUGAUUAUAUGGAGGAGCGGGAAGAGGAAGAUGAGGAGGACGAAGCGGAGGAGAUAGCAGAGGAAGAAGAGGGGCUGGCGGAGGAUGAGCAGACGGAGGAAGAGAAUCAUUUGCCUCUGGAAAUGCCUUUAUCAUUCCUAGUGGGGGCUGAAGAAGAGAGAGAGAACUUUAUGAACUGUACGUAUUUAAGCCCCAAACAGAGAAUUCCCAAAGUGGCACAGGAAGCUCUCUUCAUGGUACAGGACAUUAACUGUUAAGACAUCAGGAAAGGGAUUGAGGAAUGCAAUGGAACUGACUGGAGGCUAAAAUGAUUUAGCCACUUGUCAAAAACUAACGAAAAAGUGAGUUCCAUUAAUAAACCUAUCAUCUUUGGCCAUUACAAAACGUUUAAAAAUUGGUGUGUUGUGUGUAUGACUAUGGGUGGGGGAGGUAGAGCUUUCAAAUAUAAUUUAACUGGAAAUGAUUAAAGGCCAAAUAUUUUAUUACUACAGUUUGAA